AUGGCAGAGGCACUGGUUUCAUCUGUUGUUUCAAGCGUGAAACCCUUGCUUCAAAGAGAGGCAGGCCUAGUGUUUUCAGCUCGUCAAGAGCUGGAAAAGUUGUCCAGCGCUUUUUCAUCCAUUCAAGCCAACCUCAAUGAUGCAGAGAGGAAAAAAGUGAAGGAAGAGGCAGUGAGAGACUGGUUACAAAAGCUGAAAGACGUAGCCUAUGACGUGGAUGACUUGUUGGAUGAGUGGCAAACGGAAGUCAUCAGGUCGACUGAAAGUUGGAGUCGGGUUCCAGAUUUUGUGAAGCAGGUCUGUGGUAGGGAUAGUGAUAAAGAGUGCAUAAAGGAGCUUUUGUUUUGCGAGAGUAGUAGCCGAACGGAUUCCAGCACAUUCCCAGUAGUCAUUCCUAUAGUUGGCAUGGGGGGCCUGGGAAAGACCACUCUAGCCCAAGAAAUAUACAACGACGGAAAAGUGGUAAGCCAUUUCCAAUUGAGAAUCUGGGUUCAUGUGUCGGAGAAUUUUGACGUGAAAAGAAUUACAGAAGCAAUUAUAAACGACGUCACCGGGGAUAAUUGUGGGGGUCAGUUGAACCGGCUUCAGAAAGAGUUACGCAAAAGGGUAAAGAAUAAGCGAUUUCUUCUGGUGCUGGACGAUGUGUGGAAUCCAGAUGAUGACAAGUGGAAAAAAUUGAAGCUCCCCCUGAAAGACUGUAAACAAGGAAGUAGGAUUUUAGUCACAACUCGCUCCAAGAACACUGCAGCCAUAAUGGGUACAAAUACAACCUCCGGAUCCGCAUAUAAUUUGCAGCCAUUAUCUGAGAAUCAUUGCUUGUCCCUGUUUAAAAAAAUAGCCUUUGAAGGAGAAGAAAAGAAGGGCCAUAAGGAAUUCGAAGACAUUGCUGAAGCCAUCGCAAAGAAAUGCGGAGGCGUGCCUUUGGCGAUUAAGACCGUAGCAAGUCUGCUGAAAUCCAAAAAUAAGAAAACUGAUUGGAAACACAUCUUGAAUAGUGAGAUAUGGGAUUUUCCAGAGGUUGAAGAUGGUAUUUUUCCAGCACUCUCUUUGAGUUACUACGAUUUGCCGCCUCUUCUGAAGCCUUGCUUUUCGUAUUUGGCCAUUUUCCCAAAAGAUUACGAAAUAGAGAAGGACAAGCUAAUCAAGUUAUGGAUGGCAAACGGGUAUAUUAGGUCCGAUCGACAACAAAAAGAUAUGGAGAUAAUAGGUGGAGAAUAUUUUGACAGUUUAUUGGAGCGUUCAUUACUUGAAGCUGUACAACAAGAUCACGACGGCAACGUUGUUCGGUGCAAGAUGAAUGAUCUCGUUCACAAGCUAGCCCAGUUUGUUGCUAAAGGUGAGUUUCUGAUUAUCGAGAUGGGAGAUCAGUCUCAUCUCAAAAUCGAUGCCCGGCAUUCCUCGCUUCUGGUUAGGCAUCAGAUGGAGAAAUUUGUACAAUUGCAACCAGUAGUUAGUUUACGUAGUCUUCUGUUCAUUGUCUUCUCAAACAUGAAGGUUCCGCAUCCACCAGAUCUAUUUGACCAUACCAGAUCCCUUAGGGUGAUGGAUUUGAGCCACACUAAAAUCGAGGAAUUGCCAGCUUCAUUGGGGAAAUUGAAACACAUUAGAUAUCUUGAUUUCUCCUUCACAUAUAUAAAAGAGCUACCGGAAUCUGUGGGUAGCCUAUUUAAUUUGCAGACGUUGAAGCUUAAUGAGUGCAUAUAUCUAUGUAGAUUGCCUCAAGGAAUGGUUCAAAUGUGUAAUCUCAGGCAUUUAGAACUUGAAGGAACCGAGGAAAUCAACUACCUGCCCAAAGGAUUAAUAGAGAAACUGGGUGUCUUUGCAACAUUGUCGAGGUUCAUCGUGGGUAGUGCAUGUAAGAUUGGAGAACUGAAACAUCUUAAUCUGGUGCGGGGCAAACUGAGAAUAGAAAAAUUGGAGAGAGUGGAGAACAGGGAGGAAGCCAGGGAGGCAGAACUGAAAAAUAAGCAAUACCUUGAUGCUCUGGUCUUAUGCUGUACAGAUAAACGCGAUGACGGGGAAUGGACAGCGGUGGAUAGGAAGGAAGUGGAGCGGAUGGAAGGCGUGUUUGAAGGGCUCAGACCUCAUACAAACUUGAAGGAAUUGGAGAUAUUCAGCUACAUUGGUUACGAGUUCCCUAGUUGGAUGAAAGAUUCCUCGUUCCAAAAUUUAACCAAGGUUGCUCUGUAUUACUGCAACAAGUGUAAGCAAUUGCCAGCGCUUGGAAGACUCCCGUCACUUGAAGAAUUAUAUAUAUGGAGAAUGGAAGAUUUAAAAAUAAUCGGUGACGAGUUUUAUGGGGACGGGGAUGGUGGGAUUAAGGGAUUUCGGAGGCUGAAGAAAUUAACAUUUGCGUUUCUGCGGAAUUGGGAGGUGUGGGAUUUGGGAGAGGACGAGAUGCCAUCUCUACUCGCGUUGAUAAUCAUGGAUUGCCAUAAGCUCAAGGAAUUGCCGAAAGUCUUCCCCGGUGGACUCAGCUCUCUAAACAUCAGCGGAUGUGCAGAAUUGAAAUCCCUUUCCGAUGGGUUGCGACGACUUCAUUCACUCAAGACUCUCGACAUUUACGGCUGUGUACAAUUAAAAGAUUUGCCCGAUUUACGACCAUCAACCAAGCUUGAAGAAUUGAACAUCAAAGACUGCCCAUUUUUGUCGAGCAAAAAUAACAACGAAGGGGAGGAAUGGCUCAAGAUAGCACAUGUUCGUCGAAUCUGUAUUGAAGGCAAGCAACUUCAAAAGGAUGGUGUCUGGAAAGAAUUUUCUGAUAGGAAAAGGAAGAAUGUCUAG
Molecule: messenger RNA, 2784 nt
Organism: Nelumbo nucifera (sacred lotus)
Lineage: Eukaryota; Viridiplantae; Streptophyta; Magnoliopsida; Proteales; Nelumbonaceae
Product: putative disease resistance protein RGA3
Molecular function (GO): ADP binding
Source: RefSeq, a predicted model, not a curated record